AUGGGUCCUCAAAGGAUGUGGGGAAUGGGAGAAAAGAGAGAUCUGGAAAAAGAUAUUAAAUGGAAUGAAUCAUCAUUAUCUUAUCUUAAUCCUCGAACUAAACAAUGUGAACCGGAAGUUCAAAAGAUAAUUCAUUUACAAAGUUUAGCGAAUCAAUUGCCAGACUCGUUUGCUGCCCAAAAAAGAGUGACCAAGUCACAUAUUCCAUUUGUAAAUGCUCCAUUUAAAAUAGAUGUCCCAGAAGGACAAAAUAAAUUUGCUAAUGAGUCUAAACCACGUCAGAAACGUGGAAGACCAAUAGAUUCCAAAGAUAAGAAUCAUCGGAAAAGAAAAGGAGCAUUGAUUGAUGAUGGUCAAAUUGAAGAAACAUUUUUCGAAGGAUCUACAGAAGAGACUUAG
This is a messenger RNA of Chenopodium quinoa (quinoa), 399 nucleotides long. RefSeq lists its product as uncharacterized. The transcript has 2 exons. The record is from RefSeq and is a predicted model, not a curated record. The coding region runs from base 1 to 399 and encodes 132 amino acids. Lineage: Eukaryota; Viridiplantae; Streptophyta; Magnoliopsida; Caryophyllales; Amaranthaceae.